Molecule: messenger RNA, 3674 nt
Organism: Podarcis raffonei (Aeolian wall lizard)
Lineage: Eukaryota; Metazoa; Chordata; Lepidosauria; Squamata; Lacertidae
Gene: SLF1
Product: SMC5-SMC6 complex localization factor 1
Exons: 18
Coding region: 115-2877 (920 amino acids)
Biological process (GO): positive regulation of double-strand break repair
Molecular function (GO): protein binding
Source: RefSeq, a predicted model, not a curated record
GCUCCAAGUACUGAGAGGCCGCGCCGUGCGACGCUGAGGGGAAAUCGCCUGAGGUAAACGGCGCGCGGGGCUGUACAUACAGGCAGAUGGAGUUCUUCGAGCCGGUUGGCAACGAUGGAAAGUGACAUCCAAAAACGGAGGAUCCAACUAACUGGAUUUAAGAACCAAGAAAAAAAGGGCCUAAUCAAAUUGCUUCAGACACUAAAAUGUGUUUUUUUUAACACUACGGAAUACAGAGAUUGCACUCACCUCAUAGCAAAGAGACCUUGCAAGAGUGAAAAGUUCUUAGCAGCAUGCGCAGCAGGAAAGUGGAUACUAACCAAGGACUACAUAAUUAAUAGUGCCGAAAGUGGCAGAUGGCUUGAUGAAACAACUUACGAAUGGGGAUAUAAAAUCGAAAAAGUCUCCCAUUAUUCACCUCAAAUGCAAUCUGCACCUAAAAGAUGGCGCGAAGAGCUGAUACGCUCUGGUGCUGCAGGGGCCUUUCACAGAUGGAAAGUUGUCCUCCUUGUUAUGAAUGGUGAUAAACUAGAGGAUUCUUUGAGAAGAGUUCUAGAAGCAGGAAAAGCCACAGUCCAUGCAGCAUUAAGUGCACCAAAGGACAUUACUCAUGUGUUAACCAAUAACCCAGCAUUAGAUCAAGAAAGAGAGAAGCAUCUCAUUGGUGUUCCAUACUGUCCAGUUGGCUAUUUAGAAAUUUAUCUCUUAGAGAAGGAAAUUAAAAGCGAUGCUGAAAAAUACCAGGAGAACCAUCUUAAACCCAAACAGUCAAGAGAGGUGAUGACUGGCAGGCAUCUUGCUGAAAUGAAAAAUGAACUUAUAAAGCAUAUAUAUUCUGAACAGGCUAUGCUAAGAAAAUAUACUCAAAUAGACCAAAUGACUGAGUGCAGAAACGUGGUAAAAAAUACUCGCUGUUCUGGAGGAACCAACAAUAUACUUGAACUAGUAGAUGACCACUUAUUUCCUAUAGCAAUCUCAGAAUUUUUAUCUGGAAAAGAUCUGAUUCCUCCUGCUAAACUUGUUCACUCUCUUUUAGAGCACAUACUUCAGGGAAAUUCAGACCCUGCACUUCCUGUUCAGUUCUUUCAUAUCAUGUAUUCUCUUCUUCAACACGAUCCUCCUUGGAAAUCACCUUCUAUGUUAACAUACUACCUGGAAGUUCUUCAAUGUCCCGUUUGCAUGAGGGGAACAUGGCCUCUGUUAGAGAUGCUUGUGAGGUCUUGCCUUUACUGCAGUAAUAUUUGUCAUUCAGUCCCUGUUACAGAAACCACAGAUGAGGCAAGAAUGUUUCGCAAAACACUGUUAAUGUUUCUUAUGAAUGUGUUCCAAGAUGAAGUAAUAGCAUUAACAAGAAGUUUGUGUGAAGAAGAUUCACAGCAAGCACAAGUGAUGCCACAAACUGUUCUUCUGGAAACAUUCUGGUUAGGAAGUGAAUCGGUGCUUUUCACAAAACGUAUAAAUAUUCUAGUGGACUGGGUCAUAAAUUCCUAUAGAGAGAAGUACAAGACAGAUGAUAUCAUCAAGCAUGAAGUAGCUGACCUGUUGAACAGAAUUCUGGGAGUUGUGGUCGAAUACUGGAUUCUUUCAGGGUUCCUAAUAGACAAAAAUAUGUUACAUCCUGUAGCUGCUGAUCUUGCAUCUUAUAUUGCCAUUUCAUGUAAUGAUUUUUCACCACAGGAAUUAAAAACGUUCAUUUCUUCUAUAACAUCUCUGUGGCUUGAAAUGUUUGUUGCAGAAGCAGUUUUUAAAAACUUGCCAUUCCAAACCAAUGCUGUUGUUUCUACUGAAUUGCUGUCUCUCCAAAAAAUGGUUUGUUCCUAUCUGCCUGCUUUACAAGUUGGGUUGUGUGAGCCAAGGAUACACAAAGCAAAGAAAAGGAAAAUAGGGCAAUGGCCUUGCCCUAAGUCUCAAAGGGCAUUACUGAUGCUAAAUGGUGAUAAGCAGAACCAAGCCGAAGUGCUGCCUGAUGUACCUAUACAAGGCACUGGUAACUCUGCUUGUGUUCAAAAGAAAUUGGGAAACAAAGCUGAAGUUGAGAUGAUGCGCAGCAAAGAUAAUCAUCAUUUUUCAGGGAAGGAGGGGACUGUUAACAAGGUUAACGUUAAACGAGAGACUGCCCUGCAUACUGCUUGCAAAAGGAACAAUGUGGAGAGAUUGAUUCAUCUUCUCUCUCUUCCAGGAAUAGAUAUUAACGUUAAAGACUAUGCUGGCUGGACGCCUUUGCAUGAAGCUUGUAACCAUGGAAACACUCUGUGUGUCCGUGAAAUUUUGCAACAUUGUCCAGAGGUAAACCUGUUCAGCCAAGUGGAUGGGGUGACUCCCUUGCAUGAUGCCCUGAGAAAUGGACAUGUAGAAAUUGCCAAGCUUCUACUUCAGCACGGGGGACCAGUAUUGCUACAGCAGAAAGAUUCUGAGGGGAACCUGCCACUGGAUAUCAUAAAGUGUGAAACAACUAAGCAGCAACUUUUGCAUCUUGUUAAUCCAGAAGAGAAAGUUGAGGAAUUCCAUGCACAAGUGGAAAGCAAUUUUCAUAAAACACAGACAGAAUUUUGGACGGUCUUAUAUUGCAAGAUGUUGUUAAACUUUUGUUCAGUAUAUAAGCUGUUUAAGCCUUUUUCUGUAGCCUUUAAAAAGCUAGCCUGCUCCAAACCGUUGCUGAUGACAGCUGAUUGUUGCAAGUUUAAUGCUAGCUCUAGCCAUUGGUUCCUAGAUCUUUAUUUUAGAGAGCUUGAAACCUUUCGACAUCUCCCAGUGUAUCUUCAGAAGAUGAUUGAGGAGCUUAAAAAGGGCACAGGCGAACAGCAGCAAGCUUUUGCAGCAACACUACAGCAAAUUUCAGUGGAAAUCCAAAUGUCUAACUGUUAUUUGGCCAACUAGCUUCCAAACUAGGACUGCUUGCCAAAAGCUGAUAGUCUUAACACUGGGGUAGCUAAUGUGUCCUUGGACUCCAGCUCCCAUCAGCUCCAUCCAGCAUGACCAAUGAUAAGAGAUGAUGGGAGUUGUUGUCUUGGCAGCAUCUGGUACCUCAUUGAUCCUGGUCUAACAUGUUUAUCAUCUUCAACAUAUAAGCAUAAUACCCUUGCCUGGUUGACCUACUGAUCCCCACAAGGGAACUAAGACUGUAUUUGCCUGAUUUAGCCGUAACACAAAACUGGCUUCCUACUACAAUGCGAACAAGCUGUACAGAAUAUCAGGUUUGCACACUUUCCUUUCCCAGGACAGAAAACCAGAAUCGUCUGUUCCCAGUUUUGCACUAACCACAUUUUCCCUUAUACUGUUUGAACACGGGAAACUUACUUGAUCCUAUCUUGUUCCCACUAAUUAAUUAAGCAAACUGUUUUCUCAGAUGCUGGCUUGUCCUCACCAGCUAGUUUGUAAACAAACUACUCUCCAGGCUCAGUCGUCAUAGGAAACUAAAAGUGGAUGCUUCUUACUUGGGCACUACAGCACAUUCCCAUACUGGGAAACUGGUUUCCACCAGCUGUGAAACAGCCCAUAGUCUCUUAAAAUGGGGGGGGGGGUGAGCUCCAGCAACGAUUGUGGCACCAACUCAGGGGAUCCUUUUACUCCAUCCUAUCAAGCGACACUUCAUUUUGUUGGCUACCUCAUUUUGCUGUCUGCAUUCACUAAUCCUGUAUAAUAUUUUUGUUAAUAAAAUUGUUUUUGUAAUGUGA